This is a messenger RNA of Leptidea sinapis, 1952 nucleotides long. RefSeq names its product eukaryotic translation initiation factor 2D (gene eIF2D). The record is from RefSeq and is a predicted model, not a curated record. Bases 157 to 1893 code for a protein of 578 amino acids. Gene Ontology annotation, molecular function: translation initiation factor activity. Lineage: Eukaryota; Metazoa; Arthropoda; Insecta; Lepidoptera; Pieridae. Gene Ontology annotation, biological process: formation of translation preinitiation complex; translational initiation. The transcript has 12 exons.
CAGAAGAUCCACGACGGAUUACCGCACCGGCCACCGACCAUCUGCUUUUAAGUGUUUCGUAAAGGUAAACACUAAAUAAUGAAAAAUAUUAUUUUCCAGGAGUAGUAGUCUGCCUCUGGUUUAUUUUUUAAACAUAACAUUUUUAAAUAGAUCAUAAUGUUCGCGAAACCCUACAAGUUAAAAUCUAACAACACUUUAAAAAAUACGGAAAAGAAACAUCUUUUGCACCGCUUACAAAAUGCCUUUCCUGCGGCAGAAGAAGACAAAAUUAAAGAGCUAAUACCAAUAAAAUCGACAAGUAGUUUGAUGAAAUUAAUUGUUCAUUCUGGUGAUACUGUUGGUGUGUAUGUUGUGGACAGUUUUCCUAUAAUGAUAGAAAUUGAAGAGACAUUAAUUCCCACAGUAUGUGCAUUGUGGAAAUAUCCAGAACUGAUACCAAACAUAGUCAUUCAUUCUCCAGUACUUAACAAGGUUAAAGGUGGUGCACCACUAUAUGUCCCAGGAGUAGUUACAGAUCCAUCACACUUCCCCCGGUUCUCCAAAGGCUCCCUGGUUUCAGCCUCAACAACUGACAAUGCAGCAGCCUGUAUAGUUGGAAAAGCUACCAUGUCUUCUGGAGAUCUUCUAGUAGCAUCUAUGGGAGUCUGUAUGGAUAUCUUACAUGUAUUUGGUGAUCUUCUUUGUAAGGAAAUAAAGUUUUCUAAAAUUGAGCGUCCAAAGUUCGAACACAUAAUAGCUAGCAAUAUUGAUAAUAUAACUGUUUCUAUUGAUAAUCUUAAUAUUCAUCAUAAGUCAGAGGAGUGGCCAAGUUUAGUCAGAACAGAGCCCGCACCUGUCCGCAAUGAGCCUAGAGUUAUAGUGGAGCCACCUGAACCUGAAAGAAUAGAUGAGAAAGAGGGUGUUAACAGUCUACCUGAAGAUGAUAGUUUUGCUGCAGAAAAUUCUGACAUAGAGGAUACAAUACCAAGUGACAUGGAUGGUUUGCUGCGUUGGUGCCUACUCUCAUUCCUCAGGGUGCAUGGAUCCCAUAUCGAGCUGCCUCUUAAAACUAACCUAUUAUACAAGAAGUAUUUAAUGCCGUUUUGUCCAGAAGAUAGAACACUGGAUGUGAAGAAAUCUACCUACAAGAAAAUGGGCAAGUUUUUAGAAGCCAUGCAGCGGGAGGGUCUGGUGGAAGUGCGCGAGCUGGAGCCCGGCGUGGACGCGUUAACGAACGUGUCGGUGACGCACCCCGCAGUGCGCGCGCACCCCGUGCGGGUCGCUCCGGCCUCUACUCCCGCCCCCGACGCGCUUGACUAUGUCCCACCCGUCGUGCGUGAAUUGUACUGCGUCACCGCGCACGUGGCCGACCUACUCGCGCCCCAUAGGAAGGGCACAGCACUGGCUACUAGUGAGGUGCGCGCCGCGGUCCGCGAGUACGUCAAAGCGCGGCAACUUGACGCCAAUAAGGGUGCGCCUACACUGGACGCCACUCUGGCCCGCGCGGCUGGCAAACGCGAACAGGAGCAGGUGAAAUGGGACGAGUUAAUGAACUCGAUUCUGGGCAGGAUGACUGCGAGUACCGAAAUGAGAUACGCCGAUGGAACUACCAAGAUUGUGAAAACCAAACUCGACCCGAUCAAAAUGCAAGUUGUUACGAGAAGUGGAAAUAAAAAGGUGACACUGGUGUCCAACCUGGAGCCGUUCGGGUUCGUGCUGGUGCCUCUUGCACAGCAGUGCCAACGUGCCGUGGGAGCCUCGUGCGGGGUCACGCGAGCCGCCUCCGCCACCAGCGACCAGCUCAUGCUGCAGGGUGAUCAGACACAUUUCAUGGCAAAACUGUUAAUCGAAAAGUAUGGACUACCCAAGAAGUUUGUUGAAGGAGCUGACAAGGCACUCAAUAAGAAGAAGUGAUACUGAUAUUUUGUAUAUUAUAACUGUUAUAUCAAAUAAAUGUUCUACAUGAUUGCUGA